UGCCAUUGCGAGGUGAGCAAAGAGUCUGGCUGGGCUGGCGGGCUAAACAAACUCUCACAGUUUGAAGUCUCACUUUGGAGCGUUUAAUGUUAGUAAAGAACACAGAAUUGCACUCUCACUAGCUAACAACUUCACAACCUCUUUCCUCUCAUGGCAGUCUUUUUGUUAACCAGAAAAUUUCAAUGGGGUCUUUGACGUUUUGUGAGGUCGGUUGGGUAAUAGGUAGAAGACAGCAGGACCCACAAGCAAUAGAGCAAAGUGAUAGAAUUCAACACAAAUUCCACAAGGGCCACAAACUGUUCCUGAUUCCAUCUUUUUUUUGGUGGGUUUUUAAGGAAGGGAAGAGUUUGGCAACCUACCUGCUAACGGUGAAUAAUAGCUUGCAUAAUGGGUUGGUUGACCAAGGUUUUUAAAGGUUCUAACCAUAGAGGCCAAUAUCAUGGGACACAUGGUGAUGGGGCUCAUGGCUCAGCGGAUGAAUGGGCAGAUAUUGAGAAAGAAGAACUUGACUGUGCUAUUGCAAUGUCUCUUUCAGAACAAGACCAAAAAGGGAAAAAAGUGAUUGAUGAUGAUUCUCAAUCAGAGGAAGAUGAAUGUAUUGCUGGAGCUAAAUCAGAGGAAGAUGAAAGUCUUGCUGAAGCUAAAUCCGAGGAAGAUGAACAUCUUCAUGAAGUUAAAUCUGAGGAAGAUGAACAUGUUUCUAAAGCUCAAUUGGAGGAAGACGAACAACUUGCAAAAGCUAUUCAAGAAAGUUUGUUCUUGGAUUCUCCUCCACAUGACAAUAGAAAUAUAUUUCACCCUUAUCCAUUCUCCUUUCCAUCUGGAUACAGGAUCUGUGCUGGCUGCAACACUGAGAUUGGCCAUGGACGAUUUUUGAGCUGCAUGGGUGCCGUUUGGCAUCCAGCAUGUUUUCGUUGUCAUGCUUGCAAUCUACCCAUUAAUGAUCAUGAGUUUUCUAUGUCAGGCAAGCGCCCUUAUCACAAAUCCUGCUAUAAGGAGCAGCAUCACCCAAGAUGUGAUGUUUGCAAGAUUUUUAUCCCAACAAAUUCAGCAGGUCUUAUUGAGUAUAGGGCACAUCCUUUCUGGAUGCAGAAGUACUGUCCCUCACAUGAACAUGACAGGACUCCUCGGUGUUGCAGCUGUGAAAGAAUGGAGCCGAGGGACAUGAGAUAUCUGUUACUUGAUGAUGGUCGGAAGCUUUGUUUUGAGUGUCUAGACUCAGCGGUUAUGGAUACUUAUGAAUGCCAGCCUCUUUACCUUGAAAUACAAGACUUCUACGAAGGUUUACAUAUGAAAGUGGAGCAGCAAGUUCCAAUGCUCUUAGUUGAGAGACAAGCGCUAAAUGAGGCCAUGGAGGGAGAAAAGAAUGGUCACCAUCACAUGCCUGAGACCAGAGGACUUUGCUUGUCAGAAGAACAAACGGUUACCACUAUCUCAAGGAGGCCAAGGAUGGCGAACAACCAAUUUAUAGACAUCAUAACUGAGCCACGUAGGUUGAUCCGUAGGUGUGAAGUAACAGCAAUUCUUGUUUUGUAUGGCCUUCCUAGGUUGUUGACUGGGUCAAUCCUGGCUCAUGAGAUGAUGCAUGCGUGGCUCAGGCUUAAAGGUUACCCCAAUCUUAGUCCAGAGGUUGAAGAGGGUAUCUGCCAGGUCUUAGCUCAUAUGUGGUUGGAUUCUGAGAUCUAUGCAGCAUCUGCAAGUGAUGUUGCUUCAUCAUCAUCCUCUUCAUCACCUUCCUCAUCCUCUUCGUCCUCUUCCUCAUCAUCAAAAAAGGGUAAACGAUCUGACUUUGAGAAGGAACUUGGUAAGUUUUUCAAACACCAGAUCGAGACAGAUACAUCAGAAGCUUAUGGAGGUGGAUUUAAGAAAGGAAAUGCGGCAGUGCUCAAAUAUGGCCUGAAGGCUACUCUUGACCAUAUUCGAUUGACAGGAAGCUUUCCUUUAUGAUUUGUAUUAUUUUCCCUACAGGUAAAAUUUAGGUACAGUUUUUAGGUGGUGUAUUUUAGGUUUCUUAAUUGAAUUCAAACAAAUGGUUAUGUUAAAUAUAAUUGCCAUUGGGCAAAAUAACACUAUUUGUGUUGUAUUGGUCGAUGUAGUCAUGUGUUUGAAUUUAAUUGAGGGACUUAAGGUACACCACUUACGAAAUUGUACCUAAAUUUUAUUCAAUACCCACUUGCUUCAAUGCCUUCAUAGCCUUAUAUCAUACUUAGUUCAAUAGGACCAAACCAAAGUGUGAAUUCAGGAGACAAAAUAAACGAUAGAAAUGCUCCUUCCUGUGUGCAAUUGUUGUAAUAUCCCCCUGCCCUCAUAAUGAUACUACAUUAUACUUAUAUAUAGAAACAAUGAAUACCACAAUUACACAUUUUUCUUUUGUU
Messenger RNA from Quercus lobata, 2375 nucleotides. Its product is annotated as protein DA1-related 1-like. NCBI's taxonomy places the organism in Eukaryota, Viridiplantae, Streptophyta, Magnoliopsida, Fagales, Fagaceae. The record is from RefSeq and is a predicted model, not a curated record. Gene Ontology annotation, molecular function: ubiquitin binding. The coding region runs from base 388 to 1947 and encodes 519 amino acids. The transcript is spliced from 12 exons.